CCGGAUAAUUGCGCGACACAUCUUCUGAAUAUAAAUUCACAAACACGCCCUUACCUGCGCCUUUUGUGUCUGCCAUCUGCAUAAAGAAGUGAGCGUAUUUACAGCUAAUGUGCUAGCCGCUUGGCCACACAAUGGCUAACAGCAGAGGGAGCGUCACUUGUCAAAGGGAUCACCGUGCCUGCCUCUCAAUGACGAAACAGAUCCCAGCCGCCGUGCACGAUCAUUCAAUGCACGGUUUGGAUUCUUUUCAUAUUUCUUACAUUUAAAUAUGAAAUACAAGCCCCGACGUUGUUUCACUUCAAAGUUAUUUUUCUCGACGGAAAACGUCACAGUAACUUCCUCUUCGUUGAUCUAUCUUACAAAAACGUACUAGCUAGACUGAAAUUAAAUUAAUUCACUUUAUAUGUAUAUGUUAUUUGUUUUACAUUACUAAUGUAUAUAGUUUUUAACUUUUAGAGGCCGGGUGUGAAAGCGUCCAUCUAGUUAAUAAAACGGGCAGAACGUUGUACAUGACUCCCGGAAAUGACGGAGAAACUAAUGCACCACUUCCGGGUUUGGAUGCGCUCGAGACUGGUCGUACUCGUAGCAACACAGCUUUCCUUGGUAGCUUAAUUUGUCUUUUCGCAGCUUUUAUCCCAGAUAUUAGUCCGGGAUAGUCGCUUGAGCCAUGCCGCAGUUCAACCGACUAAGUCCCCGGAGUCCUCGACACCGUCGAAGCCGCACUCCUCGCUCCCGCAGCCCCAGCCGAGAUGGGAGUUUGUCUCCGGACAGCUUCGGGCCCAAACCACCGAAGCCUCGUAACAGGGAGCGCGAACGAGAGGAGAGGGAGCAUCGACUCAGGGAGGCCAAAACUAUUAAACGGUUCCGAAUCGGGAGCCCCCGCCGCAGUCGAUCCCGAUCCAGAGAGCGGCACACGGGCAGCGGCGGUGUUAACCACAGUCGCUGGGCCGAGCAGAAGGACGCUCCGUGGAGGCACGGUGGCUUCAGAGACGACUUUUACUACGACCAGCAGAGGGACGACGCCCACAGACAGAGACAAGAGGAAUUAAUGGCGAGGCGGCUGCAAGAGCGAGAGAGAAUUGGAGAGCAAGGCUGUCCCGAAGUGUGGGGAUAUUCUCCCAGAGUAAAAGAAGAAGACUCUGAUGAAUUUACACCAGUCGAAGAAAAUGAGAAAAAUGCCAGCUCAGGGUCUGAAGACGAGAAAAGGAAAAAAAAGAAGAAAUCCAAGAAGAAAAAACGCAUGAAGAAUUCAGACAGCGGUUUGGACUCAGACUCAGAUGAGGACAAGGUCAAGAAGAAGAAAAAGAAGAGCAAGAAGUCCAAAAAGUCCAAGAAGAAGAAGAAGAAGGCCAAGAAGAGCCGCAAGACGUCGAGCGAGUCCAGCAGUGGCGAGUCUGAGGAGGAGGGAGAGGAGGAGGACCCCAACGAGGUGACGUGGGUUGAGAAAACGUGCACGGAUGAACACCUGGUGGGACCCGAAGCUCCGCUCACUCACCUGUCUCAGGACGAACGACCCCUAGAUUUUGGUCAUGCUCUCCUACCGGGAGAAGGUGCCGCAAUGGCGGAAUACGUGAAGGCCGGAAAACGUAUUCCGAGGAGAGGAGAGAUCGGCCUCACCAGUAACGAGAUUGCAGAUUUUGAGAAGUCGGGCUACGUCAUGAGCGGCAGCAGACAUCGCCGCAUGGAGGCUGUACGUCUGAGAAAGGAGAACCAGAUCUACAGUGCCGAUGAAAAGAGAGCGCUGGCCUCCUUCAACCAGGAAGAAAGACGCAAAAGGGAAAGCAAGAUCCUGUCCAGUUUUCGAGAGAUGGUCUACAGGAAGACCAAAGGAAAGGAGGACAAGACUUAACUGCUGUCAGUUAAAGUGCAGUGCCUUUUUACAGAUGGAAAUGGCAUUUGGAAGUAAAUACGGAUUUCAUGUUGGGAGUCCACUCCGACCAGCUUGUUUUGGAACAAUAGACCCAUUUUUGUCAUAUUGUUACUGUUUUUUGUGGCCUACUUAAAGCCAUGUUAAUAAAAUUUCUUUCAACUACCAA
Molecule: messenger RNA, 2036 nt
Organism: Doryrhamphus excisus (bluestripe pipefish)
Lineage: Eukaryota; Metazoa; Chordata; Actinopteri; Syngnathiformes; Syngnathidae
Gene: nkap
Product: NFKB activating protein
Biological process (GO): regulation of gene expression
Cellular component (GO): nucleus
Molecular function (GO): chromatin binding
Source: RefSeq, a predicted model, not a curated record